AUGGCGACAGCAAGCCAGCCGAUUCCCGAACUCGGAGAGUUCAUCAUUGCCAACAAGGAUAAACUCCGCAACACAGGACAAGAGUCGGAAAUGAACAGGCUCUUGACCUCCAUCAAGUUGGCUGCCAAGGUCGUGAACCGCGAAAUCAACAAGGCCGGACUUGCGGACAUCCUCGGCGCAGCGGGUAACCAGAAUGUGCAGGGAGAGGAACAGCAGAAGCUGGACGUUUUCGCAAACCAGAAGUUCAUCCAGGCUCUGGUUAACCGUGAAGUCGUGUGCGGUAUCUGCACCGAGGAGGACGACGACUUCAUUGAGGUCAACAAGGAUGCUCAUUUCGUCAUGCUCAUGGAUCCCCUGGAUGCGCGUGUCUCCUCUGGGCUCGCCCCCGAGCUGCGCGACUUCCUGCAGCCCGGCCACGCGCAAAUCGCGGCCGGCUACGUUCUCUACGGAUCUUCCACGAUGCUUGUCAUCACCACUGGUGACGGAGUCAAUGGAUUCACGCUCGACCCCUCUCUGGGCACUUUCUUCCUUUCCCACAAAGGCAUGCGAUUCCCGGAGAAAGCACGCAUCUACAGCGUGAACGAGGGAAACUACAAGGCCUUCCCGGAGGGCGUGAAGAAAUUUCUCGAGGAGUGCCAUGACGAUAAGAAUGGCCCCUUCUCGCUGCGAUACAUUGGCAGUCUGGUCUCGGACUUCCACCGCAACCUGCUUCAGGGAGGAAUCUACAUGUAUCCCCCCACCAAGAAAGACAAGAAGGGCAAGCUGCGCCUGUUGUACGAGGCCAACCCGAUGGCGUUCCUGGCGGAGCAAGCCGGAGGGAAGGCGACGGACGGCUUCGACCGCAUCUUGGACAUCCAGCCCACGGAGCUGCACCAGCGCAUUCCGCUUAUGAUCGGAACUGCGAAACUCGUGGACCGCCUUGGAGCUUUGAUGGCUCAGUACAGCCCUGAGUGCCGCCUCCAUGGCGACAGCGCUGGCAAGCAGUAA
Besnoitia besnoiti is the source of this 987-nucleotide messenger RNA. RefSeq names its product fructose-bisphospatase II. The record is from RefSeq and is a predicted model, not a curated record. Bases 1 to 987 code for a protein of 328 amino acids. Gene Ontology annotation, biological process: fructose metabolic process; gluconeogenesis; sucrose biosynthetic process. NCBI's taxonomy places the organism in Eukaryota, Apicomplexa, Conoidasida, Eucoccidiorida, Sarcocystidae. The transcript is spliced from 8 exons. Gene Ontology annotation, cellular component: cytoplasm; cytosol. Gene Ontology annotation, molecular function: fructose 1,6-bisphosphate 1-phosphatase activity.